AUAACUUGCCUGCGAAAGCAAGUAAUUAAUUAAAAUGGAAAAUUAAUAGAUUGGGAGGGGUAGACGAGGAGAUCGGGCUUUGAUCCAGCUAGCCAAAUUGAUCAGCAGAGCAGGUAUCUACAUCAGGAUAUUCAGUAAAUUCCUGUAGCAGAUUUGUGCAGGAUAAAGAAGAAGACAGGUAAAUUAUAUUGAUUUGUAGAGCACAGGGAGCUUUAGAAGAAUUCUGUGAGGAAUUAAGGGCGACUGGUUUGGCAGUUGAAUGUGAUUGUUGCAGCAGAAGAAACUGGUGGAGGGAAAAGUCAUUUGACUGCAAGAUGGAGAAUUGCAGCGAAUUGGGUUAAAGUAGAAGCAGUAAAAUGAGCGGGGGGGUGAAGGAAGGCGCAGCAAGGGCAGUAUUGAAGGAUGUGUGGAGACAGGGGCACGAAAGCGUGGAGCUCAGACAGGACGGGAAGCGUGUGAUUUUCUUCUGCAGGCUCUGCUCCACACGCUGCUACAGUGACUCUGCUCUCUCCGACCAUCUCAACGGCAAUCUUCAUGCCAAAAGGCAGGCUCUCGCUUCUUGUUCUUCCUCUUCUCCUUCUCCUUCCUGGCCUUUUAAUGACGGCCUUGUUUUCCUCUUUCCCUCAUCUAAGACCACUACCCACAUUCAAUUACAACAAGAUAAUAGCAAUACCAAUAGCAGUGGCAGUAGCAAUCCUUUCCCUCUCCAGUGGAUGGGUUGUGGUCAUGUCUCCAUGAGGAUCCUCCACUCCUCUAUUAUUCCACCACAGCCUCCUCUGGUAAAGGCGGUGGCGGUGUGGUGUUGUUGGCUGGGAGAGACACAGGAGCACGCUGCCAGUACUAGUACCAGUACUGGCAACGCCAAGGAAUGUGAAUACGCCAUCGUCUCAUUUCCAUAUACUCACACAUUAGGAAGGGGUAGUAAUGGGGUUGGAGCUGCCCCUAAUGUUAAACUACAGUCUUCUUCUUCUUCAUCUGCAUUGGGCAUUGAGAGGAAGAAGAUAAGGAAAAAGAAGGGGAGGCCAUCCAAAUCAAAUAAUCAUUCCCACACCCUUGUGGAAGUGGAAGCGGCAGUAGAACAUAGGGAUAUGGAUUUGGAUAGAGAGGGGGAGGAGGAAGUGGGAUGUUCUUCUAAUGAGGGAGAGAGCCUGGGCAGGGACCUACUGAAGAGUAUGUCAAAUAAAGCCCUCAGACGAGCUUUUACAAGGCAAAGAUUAAAAGCCCUAGAAAGGCUAUGUUUUAUUUGUCAUCAGCAAAUGCUUCCCGGGAAAGAUGUAGCUGCCUUACUCAAUAGGAAGUCCGGGCUUAUUGCUUGCAGUAGCAGGAACAGGCGCGGGUCAUUUCAUGUCUUCCACACUUCUUGCCUUAUAGACUGGAUUCUGCUUUGCGAGUCAAAAAUCUGGCUUUCUCACUUCAAUGGUGGCAAAGGACCUCGGAGAGGAAGAUGGUCAGUUUUGGAACAAAGAAGAAAACCGGCGAGUAAGGGUAGUAGCAGUAGCAGCAGUAGUAGCUGUGGUUCAGUUUUCUGUCCUGAAUGCCAGGGCACUGGUCUGAAAACCCGAGCUGGGCAGUUGGAGGUUCCACGAUAUAAGCUUGCCCAGGUUUUUGAUUGGAUCUUGGAGUUGAUCCAAUCCCGAAAGUCGUGGAUUGAUCAUCCAGAACAACUGCAAGAAUGUGCAACUGGCCUUUUAUUUUGUCCUGCUGAUAGCAGUCAGGGGAAUGUAAUAUCAAUGCUGUUGCUUCAUUUCUAUGGUUUCAAUGGAACAGAGUUCGGUGCAAGAUGUGCCUGACAGAUUUCGGACCCUGCAAUGUUUAAUCCUCGGUUUUAUACUCUGGGGUCUUGUAUAGUGCUGCUUUAUAUUCUGGUCUGAUGAGAAUAUUGGCCUGUUUCACAUGCCUUGCAGUAAAUAUUUGUAUGCCUUAAUUUCGGAGGCAGUUAUCUGGUGUGAUUGAGUGCCAAAAACUCAAAUUGUACAAAAGUUUUACAUUUUAUUUUCUUUGUAUUGAUAAGCUUGUCAAAAGGUCAUGCCACUUUCUAUUGCCUGAAUUUGUAAUCAGUAAACUUUUCAGGGAAACUCUCUUAUUAUAAUUGAAAGCUCACCAUUCUCAA
Messenger RNA from Cryptomeria japonica (Japanese cedar), 2110 nucleotides. RefSeq lists its product as uncharacterized. The coding region runs from base 357 to 1790 and encodes 477 amino acids. The record is from RefSeq and is a predicted model, not a curated record. The transcript is spliced from 4 exons. NCBI's taxonomy places the organism in Eukaryota, Viridiplantae, Streptophyta, Pinopsida, Cupressales, Cupressaceae.